Stomoxys calcitrans (stable fly) is the source of this 3428-nucleotide messenger RNA. It is a transcript of the gene whd, whose product is annotated as carnitine O-palmitoyltransferase 1, liver isoform. NCBI's taxonomy places the organism in Eukaryota, Metazoa, Arthropoda, Insecta, Diptera, Muscidae. Bases 480 to 2843 code for a protein of 787 amino acids. Gene Ontology annotation, biological process: fatty acid metabolic process; carnitine metabolic process. Gene Ontology annotation, molecular function: carnitine O-palmitoyltransferase activity. The record is from RefSeq and is a predicted model, not a curated record. Gene Ontology annotation, cellular component: mitochondrion. The transcript is spliced from 10 exons.
GAAUCAGUUGGCUUUCGAGUGGCUGUUGAUCAACAAGAUUUAACGGAAAAGUAAAACAUCGGAUUUCGCGUUAUUUUGUUUGUUUUAGUACUCUUCUCUCUCACCCAUUGCUGUUAUUUUGUUAUUAUUUCACCUUCAUUACAAACAACAACAAAAUCCCCCUCAAAACGAUAAUCAUUGUGUAAAAAAGUAAAAGUGAUUAAAUCGAUAAAAUCGGAACCGAAAACCUAAAAAAAGAGAAAUAAAAUAAGAUAAGAAAUUGAAGGAAGGAAAGCAGCAACACAAAAUCAAUCAUACAAGUGAAAACUAAAAAUAACUUAAAACUCAAAACUAGCGUGGAAAUUAUCUGUGUACGUGUGCACAGCAAAAGAAAAUUAAUAAACAUUUUUAAAUUAAGAUCUCUUUAAAGCCAGCAAAGCCAUACAAACAUAGUUACAAAUAUUGAUACACUUUUUUGGGGAGGUAAUUAAGCCUUCACCAUGGCUGAAGCCCAUCAGGCCGUAGCCUUUUCGUUUGCCAUCACCCAUGAGGGCUUCGACAUCAACUAUGAUCAAGAAGUCCUUAACCUAGUCUGGAACUCAGGUUUCCGUUCCUGGAAGAAGCGAGUGGCCAGAGCAAGGAAUGGUGUUCGCAAUGGUGUCUAUCCGGCACACAUACAAAGUUUAUGGCUUAUAACGGCCAUAGCAUUGGGUCUGCAUUUUGCAGGCCUUCGAACGCCAUUUAACAUAGUUAAUCGUAUUUUAGUAAAUUUACCUGCAAACACAAUCAACUGGCAAGUGACAGCUUGCUUUUUAGCCUCAUUAGUUAUAUGGUUAAGUAUAUGUUUCACAAUGCGUUAUACGCUCAAGCUACUGCUAAUGUACAAGGGUUGGAUGUACGAAUCUCGAGCGCCGGGUAGUAAGACCUCAUUACGCACAAAACUCUGGGCUGGUGCUGUUAAAGUCUUCUCUAGUUGGAAUAAGCCGGGUCUCUACAGCUUCCAGGGCUCCCUGCCCAGAUUAACGCUGCCCUCAGUGACCGCAACAACACAGCGCUACUUGAGAUCCGUACGCCCUCUGUUGGAUGAUGAGAAAUACAAGCGCAUGGAAGGAUUGGCCCAUGAAUUCGAAACAACCAUUGGCAAAAAAUUACAAUGGUAUUUGAUUUUGAAGAGUUGGUGGUCCACCAAUUACGUUUCCGAUUGGUGGGAGGAAUAUGUCUACCUACGUGGUCGCAGUCCUUUGAUGAUCAACAGUAAUUUCUAUGGCACUGAUGCCAUUUUCAUGGAUUUGACUCACAAUCAAGCUGCUCGUGCUGCCAACGUUGUUUAUUUGUUAUUGGGCUUCAGGCGUUUGAUUGAGAGGCAAGAAUUGCAACCGAUUAUGGUCCAAGGCAUUGUACCACUGUGCUCAUGGCAAUAUGAACGUACAUUUAACACCGUCAGGGUUCCCGGCAUGGAAACUGAUCGCAUUGUUCACUACAGAGAUUCCAAUCACAUUGUUGUUCUACACAAAGGUUGUUAUUACAAGGUCUUGAUCUACUACAAAGGACGUCAACUAAGGCCAUGUGAAAUUCAAGUGCAAAUGGAAGAGAUUCUCAAUUCAAAGGCUACACCUUUACCUGGCGAAGAACAUUUGGCAGCUUUAACCGCUUGGAACCGUUCGAAAUGGGCUGAAGUUCGUAACACAUACUUUACCCGUGGUGUUAAUCGUGUGUCCUUACAUACCGUCGAAUCGGCAGCAUUUGUGGUAUCCCUUGAUGACAUUCCGUUUGAAUUUGAUUUGAAUAGACCAGAACUAUUGGACAAUUUCGGCAAGACUUUGUUACACGGCAACGGUUAUAAUCGUUGGUUUGACAAAAGUUUCACCGUUUGUGUCGGUACUAAUGGCCGCGUCGGCUUCAAUGCUGAGCAUACCUGGGCCGAUGCCGCUGUUGGAGCUCAUAUGUGGGAAAAUCUGGUGAUUGACGACCUAGUCACCGAUGGAUAUGAUGAAAAUGGCAACACUAGGGGAACACCUGAAUUCCAACCCCCAUCUCCCACCCGUCUCAGUUGGAAAUUGGAGCCGUGUCUGACGCAAAUUGAGGAAGCCACUUUAGAUGCUAAUAAAUUAAUAAAUGACAUUGAUCUCAGAAUUCUGGUACACAAUCAAUAUGGCAAAGGAUUUAUGAAGAAAUGCCGCCUAUCUCCGGAUGCCUUCAUUCAAAUGGCCUUACAAUUGGCUUAUUAUCGUGAUGCUGGUCGUUUCUCGUUAACAUAUGAGGCAUCCAUGACACGUUUAUUCCGCGAGGGCCGUACCGAAACUGUGAGACCAUGCACCAUAGAAUCAGCAGCAUGGGUAAAGGCAAUGGAAGAUAAAACCAAAACGAAUGAUGAACGCGUUGCUUUAAUAAAGGCAGCUUGUGACCGGCAUCAACUUGGCUAUCAAGAUGCCAUGUGCGGCCAUGGCAUCGAUCGCCAUCUGUUCUGUUUGUACGUUGUGUCUAAAUACUUGGAAGUCGAUUCGCCUUUCCUCAACGAAGUGCUGAGCGAGCCAUGGCGUUUGUCCACUAGUCAGACACCUCAUGGCCAAACUCCCAAGAUGGAUCUGAAGAAACAUCCCCAAUGCAUUAGCUCUGGCGGAGGUUUCGGUCCAGUCGCUGACGAUGGCUACGGUGUUUCCUAUAUUAUUGCCGGAGAGGACUUGAUAUUCUUCCACAUUUCCGCCAAAAAUUCUUGUGAUACGACGAAUGUUCAUCGAUUUGCUGAUAACAUUUGUAAAGCUUUAGCCGAUAUUCGUUCCAUGUUCGAAGAGCACAUGAAAAAAAAUCCACCAAAAAGCAAGGCCGUCUCUUCCAAUGGCAAUCAAGCGUCAGCAAGUAAAUGAUUUUGCCACCAUCAGCUCUCCUACGUUUGACUCACAAUCAUUAAAGUUCAAAACUAUCAACUGUUUCUCAUGUCUUUAACAAACAAAAAAGAAGAUUAUAGAAGUAUCUAUCUCCUUUCCAUCUCUAUUCAUGUGCUGAAGUGAAAUUAUUGUUGGAGCAUUUUGUUUUUUUUUUUAUUAUUUUAGAUUUUUUUAUUAUUGUUAGCAAUAUUAGAUUUAGUUCUUAUAUGUUUUUUAUAUUAAGACAAAUAUUAUCACUAAGUUUUAAGUUUGAGCAUACAAAAAAGAAAUGAAAAAUCGAAAAAGUCCUCAUAACUAAUUUCUAUCAUCGAAAGUAUCGUAUUUCUCUAGUAAUUGGAUAUUGUUUCUAAUGUCAUUUGUUAUGGAAAAAAGGUAGUAAAUCAAUGCAAUUUGUCUUUUAAAUUUUAUAGUCGUAAAUCAUUUUUUGAAUUUGUUUUUGUUUUGUUUGCCCAUUUGACAAAUAUGUACAUCUCUCAGAUUGCAAUAAGUACACAUUAGCCUAAUUAGUUUGUUAAAUAAAACGUACGUAAACUUAAUAAAUACAUUUUUAAAUAAACAAUCGAA